Molecule: messenger RNA, 588 nt
Organism: Symbiodinium natans
Lineage: Eukaryota; Dinophyceae; Suessiales; Symbiodiniaceae
Source: the annotation of a GenBank genome assembly
AUGGCGGCUGGCGACAAGGGGCAGAGCUCAUGGCUGGUUUGCGCGGCCUGUACCUACCCGCUCGUCCGCGUUGAGGAGCUGAUCGAGGAAAAGUUUGAAUGCCGGAAAGACGUUUCGUGGAGCUACGAGCUGGAUGUGAUGGAGCAGCAGAUAUGGUGCUAUUCUGCAACCAACGCCCACGACCACAGGUUCGAUGUGGUCCGAGUGCUUCCGACCGGCUUGAGUCGUAGUCUGGCUGUGGAGGGGAAGCCCACUGCAGAGUUUUCGUGGUUUCCGGGCUUCGCUUGGGCAAUGGCCCACUGCUGCCAUUGCAAUCGCCACUUGGGAUGGGCCUUUUACCCGGAAGCUCGGCCAACUAGCGAGGAGCACUCCGAGCAGCCUGCAGAUGCAUCCACGUCUGAACUCGCUUUCUUCGGACUAGUGCUCACGAAAAUGCGGGAGAGCCGCCUGCACGAUUCGACAGUGGAGGACAUCUUCGCGCGGUUGAGGUCACCCCAGCAACAAGGUUCGAGCACGCUACGCUCGCUGAGACAAGCCUUGAGACCAAUGUUGCUGACAUAUUUAUCCCGUCAACUCGCCGCGAAUUGA